Molecule: messenger RNA, 3060 nt
Organism: Heterocephalus glaber (naked mole-rat)
Lineage: Eukaryota; Metazoa; Chordata; Mammalia; Rodentia; Bathyergidae
Gene: Eif4e2
Product: eukaryotic translation initiation factor 4E family member 2
Biological process (GO): translational initiation
Cellular component (GO): eukaryotic translation initiation factor 4F complex; cytoplasm
Molecular function (GO): RNA 7-methylguanosine cap binding; translation initiation factor activity
Source: RefSeq, a predicted model, not a curated record
CGCGUUUUUUGCGCAGGCGCUGUGGCCCGUCGUCCUUGGAAAACCAUCCCGCACCGCACAGAGCCUGAGCGUCGACGUUCCGCUGCGUCCCGUGCAACCGGAAGUGUCUGGGCCCUUGGCUGACGGACCGGGUAGAGCGGAAGUCACUCUGUGAGGCAGUGGCGACAGUGGCGGCGAGAGGAUGAACAACAAAUUCGACGCCUUGAAAGAUGAUGACAGUGGAGACCACGAUCAGAAUGAAGAAAACAGCACACAGAAAGAUGGUGAGAAGGAAAAAACGGAACGAGACAAGAGUCAGAGCAGCAGCAGGAGGAAGGCUGUUGUCCCUGGACCAGCAGAGCAUCCCUUGCAGUACAACUACACUUUCUGGUACUCCAGGAGGACCCCAGGCCGUCCCACCAGCUCCCAGAGCUAUGAACAGAAUAUCAAGCAGAUCGGCACCUUUGCCUCUGUGGAGCAGUUCUGGAGGUUUUAUAGCCACAUGGUACGUCCCGGGGACCUGACAGGACACAGUGACUUCCAUCUCUUCAAAGAAGGAAUUAAACCCAUGUGGGAGGAUGAUGCAAAUAAAAAUGGUGGCAAGUGGAUCAUUCGGCUACGGAAGGGCUUGGCCUCCCGGUGCUGGGAAAAUCUCAUCCUGGCUAUGCUGGGGGAGCAGUUCAUGGUUGGGGAAGAGAUCUGUGGGGCUGUGGUCUCUGUCCGCUUCCAGGAGGACAUCAUUUCCAUAUGGAAUAAGACUGCCAGUGACCAAGCAACCACAGCCCGAAUCCGGGACACGCUUCGGCGCGUGCUUAACCUACCUCCCAACACCAUUAUGGAAUACAAAACUCACACCGACAGCAUCAAGGCCUGGGAGGAGUUUCAUGGCCUGGUGAACAGCAGUGGCCGCUGAUCGGUGCUCCCCCUCUGUCUCACACUCAGGGGACAAUUCAAGUUUUCGAAAUACAAAAAUCACAUUGUGAAAGUGCACAAGCUGGCAAUAAUCCUUUUCUGUAUGUGUGUUUGUCCGGAUGGAUGGGAGGCCUCCCGCCAGCCCUCCGCCUGCUUCCGGAAGGGACGUCCUGAGCCGUGCUCCCCUUGGCACUCCUUCCCGGAAGAUGGAAACUGCCCAACACCCUCACCCACUACGGGCCUCAUGAAUCAAAGAACGGAAGACAUGAUUUUGUAACAGACUGUUUCCUGCCCAGCUCCGUGCGGGGCUCUGUGCUGGGCUCCCUGUGGGAGUGCAGCCUGCCCGUCUGCUAAGGGCGUGUGUGCGUGUGGAGCCGCUGAGUUAUCAGUAUUACAGGUGCCAGGGGACCCGGUGCCUCUUCCAGCUCCGCUGCUAAGUUGUCAGCACUGUCUUGUUCUCCCUUCCCCAGGCCUGCCACUCUGAAAAUGUGUUAUUGGUGCAGUGACUGCCUAGAACUUGGUGUCCUCUCCUGCCUUACCCUCAGCUUCCCUCCCGAGGGGCUCCGUCCUUCUCAGGCACUGCUGCACUUAGAACUGGAAUCGGUGGGACACGAGGCUCCCUGACCCGGCUUCGGGGUUUGCCUUGGUGACGAGCUGGAGCAGAGCCAGCCUGUUGGGCAGCAAGGCUGUGAUGUGGGUCCAGGGGCAGGAGAGGAUCGAGGGCUGUGACCGGAGCCACUGUCCCAUGUGACCGGGGCCUGUGUGCCAAGCUUCAGUGAGGAAAGGAGGGACAUCUGGUCCUUGCCAGCUACUAACGCUUAGUUUGUGAAUUCGACUGGGACAGCUGAAGACAAGGGGCUGCUGGAUGGCUUGGCUUGUGUGUCUGUGCCUUUGGGCAGUGGCUGGGAGCCCCACCUGGAGUCUCCAUCACCCCGUGUGGAUGGGAACAAAUGUGUGCUGAUUGCUGAUGCCCAGAGACCCCAGACAGCUCCCGUGGGCAGGCUCCAAAGGACCAGUCCCUCAGAGAAGCCAGGGGUCUGGCUCCGGAAGUGCGCCGAGUCAGAGGUCAGAAGAGCACCUGGCUUCAAGGGCUUUGAACAAGCAGCCUCCAGGCAGCACUCUGAGCUGGACGGCACCACAGGACCUUCAUCACCACCUGCCCUUGGAACACCCCUGGGUUGGUGGGCGUCCCCGGCCUGCCGAGGUGUGGAGGGAUGAGAGUAGCAGGCGUCCCUCCCUGCAUUUGAGUCACUACCUUGGGGGCACUUUGGCUGAAAGAAUCAAAGUGCAGGGCCCAGGAGGGAGGGAGGCCCUCAGGUUGGAGAAGAAAUGCUGGUGCCUGAAACUGCAGAGAAGGAAGAACUCGUGAGCAGACAGACGGCUUUGAAGGAGGAACAGCAACAGUGGUGACCGGGGAUCUGAGUGGACCCGGCCCAGGGGGGCUUCACUUUCGCCCAGUCUUGGAUUGCUUGAGAAUUCCAAAGAGAGCAGACAUUUGGGUUUGCCUUCCUCUGGGUAUCUACCUGACUGGUUGUGUGUGUGUGUGUGUGUGUGUGUGUGUGUGUGUGUGUGUGUGUGUGUGUGUGUGUGCAUGCGCGCACGCGAACAGUGCGUUUAUGGUUGAGGGUUUUGUAGGGCCUGGUGCUUAGGUCCAUAGUUUUGCCCUUAUUUUGGUCUCAUUUGUUCAGAUUUUUUAAUCGCUGAUGUUUUCUAGAGCUGCUCAAGUUGCCUCUUCCCCUUGAUCAGUGUUUGACAGUUGCAGCUGUGCAUGAGCCUGGGCGCGUGAGUCUGGACCACCCGUUGUCUCUGGACUCGCCAGAGACAUCUCCACUUAUUUUGAUGUGUGGAGGCAUGACAGGGUCACAGUCACUCAGUCACUGUUGUAGCGACAGGGUGAGUCAGGGUCUGCGGGGCUGCUCUCCCUGGCCCUCUUCGGGGUUUUCCCUCUGACUCUCCCAUAGCCCUCCCAUGCCCUUCCAUGUGUGCCCUCCUUGUGACACUGGCAGUGGCAAUAAUUUUCCACCCAGACACAAGUUUCUGUUCUGUGAUGCUCCAAGAAUGAAUUUCCAAGUAUUGGCCAGUGGGGACAGCGGGGCUGUGGCAAGAGUGAUGUAGUGUUGCACUUUGUGAGCGAUUGUCCACUGUGGUAAUAAAUGGAAAAUAGCAAGA